GAAAGCUUAGAGGAUCACAGUUGGUGCUCCUGCUUCUUUUUAAAAGAUUGCUUCAGAUGGAUGAAUCCUCAAGACCUUGUCAUUCAUAUAAUGCCUUUUAUUGGUGAAAGGUGUUUUAAAAUGCCACGUUCCUUUUGGCAAAAAUCUGGUGAGGUCUGGCAUCAUUAACAACCCAUUGCUUUAUGCAAGAGAGGCUGAGUCUGGGGAAGAGGGAGUUCUUCUUGGAACCAUCCAGGUGGGAUUCAGAACAGUCUCCCAGAGCAAAUUCUCAGCUGGCUGUCAUCACCUCCUGGCUUUGAAUUCUGAAUCACAAAAGCAGACUAGGAUCCUCACAGCACCCUUCUUCAAGCAACUUUACAUGGACCUGUUGCCAUGGGAGAAGAGAUGGAGCUCAGUAAUGGAGGAUUUGCUCAAGAUGGGGCAGAGAUGGUUCCAAUGACCACAGCAAGCACCACCCAGGGGGAUAACCCUACAAAGCUGCCGCCUCUGCAUUUGCACAAACUUCGCAAUCUGGCAAUAGCUAGCAUCAUCUGUGGCUGUUCUUGCAUCGGAGUCCUUGCACUGAUCUAUGCCAUCAAGGCAAGUGAGAAGCAAAAAGCCGGUUCCCAAGAUGUUGCAGCUUACUGGGCCCGGAAAUCCCGGCUUAUGUCUGUCUUCAGCAUUGCUGUCUGGCUGUGCCUUCUCAUUCUGGUGCCCCUGUUAGUUAUCCUCGUCUCUUACAUCUUCGCACAAGCUGAAUGAUGACCCACACCAACAUGUGACUUUGAACUUCCAAGAUCUCUGUUUCUUACUGUAUUUUCCCCAUCAGGAUAUAUCCUAAGAGGUCAUUAAGCAAGACUGCCUGCCAUGGUGCCGUCUCAUUUCCGUUGGCUUUGUGAGCAUCAGAGAAGAGAGCAGUUGUUACUUUGUCUUGUAUUUGCAGACAUCUUAUUGGGGUGCAUCAAGGUCCUCCUUGGGGCACUUCUCAAUUGAAAACGUGCACACGCUGGAGAGCAGCUCUUUAGAGCUAUGGAGUAUCAAAAAACGGAAGCACAGGAUAUGCUUUCAUUUCCUUUUUGUGCUGUUUUCUUCCAUCAGAAACUAUCCUGCUGCUGUGGUCUGGUGUUUUUUUAAUCGUUGGUUGGAUGUCUAUUACGCAACAUGCUUUUGACUGAAUGGCUAAAACAACUUAGAAGACUUUGCUUGAAAUCCCUUCUUGGAUGUAGCCUCUUUUGGGUCCCACUGUUCUCCACCUCACUUGUUCAUGCAAUAUCCUAACCUCAUAGGAUUGUUGUGAGAGCAAAUAAAAUAAGAUAAUUCUGCACACGAGAGCUCUCCACAGGAAGAAAAUCAUUAUUGGCACUUGGAAUAGAGCAAGCUUCUCCAAUCUCUCUUGUUCGACUGCAAGUGCCAUCAUUCCCAGGUAGCAUGGACUCUGGUACAGAACUGUAUUUCUUAUUACCGUUAACUGUAAUGGACUUUUUGUUUCAUACCCUUUUUCAAAGAUAAGCCACUUGUAGUAAAUGCUACUUAGCCUGAAUACAGAUUCCUGUAAAAUAGCAAUGUGAAAAACUGGCACUGACAAUUCCCGCCACUCUGGCUGAUGUGGAUGAGCAGUAUCUUUUGUCAGAUCAGGUUUAUAGAUAGUUACAGUCUUUCAGCAAUGCAGGUAGAAUGAAGAAGGAUGUGCAUCGUGGCGCCUUAACAACCUGUUACAAGCUCAAGCUUUCGUAGGCUAGAGUCUAUUACAUCCGAUUCAUGAAGUGUUACCCUCUGUUGGCAUGAGAAUGUGCGCAAGUGUGUGUCUCUUUGAAAGGAUAUAAGAGACUAAUAAUAAUAAUCAGGAAGUUCAGCUAAAAAUAUCAUUAGGUUGAAUUGUACGUGAAUGCAAAAAUGCUACCUCCUUGUCAACCACAAGAAAGAAAGGGAGCAGUGGGUUGCAAACGGUGUGGGGGAAAGGCCUGCUCCAUUGUACUUCCUGUAAUGACUAACUAUACAACUGAGCACAAUC
Molecule: messenger RNA, 1990 nt
Organism: Varanus komodoensis (Komodo dragon)
Lineage: Eukaryota; Metazoa; Chordata; Lepidosauria; Squamata; Varanidae
Gene: TMEM265
Product: transmembrane protein 265
Exons: 2
Coding region: 373-741 (122 amino acids)
Cellular component (GO): membrane
Source: RefSeq, a predicted model, not a curated record